This is a messenger RNA of Entamoeba invadens IP1, 859 nucleotides long. Its product is annotated as HSF type DNA-binding domain containing protein. Gene Ontology annotation, biological process: regulation of DNA-templated transcription. Lineage: Eukaryota; Evosea; Mastigamoebida; Endamoebidae. The annotation marks the transcript as partial. The transcript is spliced from 3 exons. Gene Ontology annotation, molecular function: sequence-specific DNA binding; DNA-binding transcription factor activity. The record is from RefSeq and is a predicted model, not a curated record.
AUGUCUGAAGUGAGAACUGAGAAAAUUGGGUGUAUCCCCGAAGCGACUAUAGCUGGGAUUCCUGUUGAUAAAACGCCGAUUGAACAAGAAUCGUCUGUAGAAUUACCACCACCAGGGACUUCUGUAGUAGCUUUUAUAUCCAAAUUGUAUGAAUUAGUAAACAACCACGAAACGUCCACAUACAUCUGUUGGUCAGAAGAAUUUAAUAAGAAAGCGAUCAUCAUCCCGGACCCCGUCGAGUUCUCGAAAGUCAUCUUACCGAAGUUUUUUAAACACUCGAACAUCUGCUCGUUUGUGCGUCAAUUAAACAUCUAUGGAUUCAGAAAGCUGGAAACACAAAGCGGGUUUUGUUUCAGACAUGAAAGCUUCAUUGCAGACCACCCCGAGUUACUCCCUAAUAUCCAAAGAAAAAAGCCGUCGACUCAAAAGAAGAAACAACCCCAACAAAGCCAACCCAAUGAAGACCAAUCGUCCGUCUAUCAAUACUUGUUAACUCAAUUAAUGCAACUCCAAAAACAAACAGUCGACACUCAACAACAAAUUAACAGCUUGAAGGAAAUGCUCUACCAAAUGAAAAUCAGAGAAGACGCUAUGGACGUCAAGUUAUAUCGACUCAGCGAAGUCGUCAUGCCAUCACUCAACUAUGGGAACUUGGUGUUCGGUUCGUCGGGAAUGUCACAAACUAGUCAACAAAACAACUCUCAGGCACCAGUCUCCCCAGAUAACCAAGGCGCUUUCAUGCAAAUCCAAUACCCUCAGCAACAGCAAGGACAACAACAGGGGCAACAACCUCAACAACAAUGCCAAACUGUUAAUCAAUGGAAAAAAGGACCGACCGAUGAAAGACAGAUGAGUACAA